This is a messenger RNA of Micromonas pusilla CCMP1545, 598 nucleotides long. RefSeq names its product mucin-associated surface protein. The record is from RefSeq and is a predicted model, not a curated record. Bases 1 to 540 code for a protein of 179 amino acids. The transcript is spliced from 2 exons. NCBI's taxonomy places the organism in Eukaryota, Viridiplantae, Chlorophyta, Mamiellophyceae, Mamiellales, Mamiellaceae.
AUGCCGACCGCCCUCGCGCGCCCUCUCGCGCCGCCCGCGGCGACGCGCGUCGCGCUCCGCGCGCGCGCGCUCCCGCGCGCGGCCGCACGCGUCGCCGCCGCGACGCCGUCCGCGACGUCCGCUGGGCCGCGGGGUGCCGCCGCCUCGUCGUCGUCGUCGUCGUCGUCGCGAGAUCUCGUCGCGUCCUCCGCGCGUCUCCGCGCCGGCGCGACGCCGCGUCCGCGGCGUCUCCAGACGCGUCCCCGGCGCGGGAGCCUCGUGAAGGCGCGCUUCGGCGCGGAGGAGGGGUUCGUAGUCCUCGUCGUCGCGGGCUUCAUCACCUACAUCGCGCUCAACUACGACGAGAUCGUCGCGAAGCAAAAAAUCGCGACGGAGAAGGCGAUGCGCGCGCAAGACGCCGCGAUUGGAGACGCGAAGCGGCGACAAAAGGAGGCGACGGACGCCGCGACGCGAGCGCAGGCGGACGCGGGCCGGAGAGCGAAGCAGGCCGCGGACGACGCGGCGAGGCGCGCGAAGGAGGGCGGCGGCGGGCCGCGGUGAUCCUACGCUCGUUCUAGAGACUAUAAAGGCUACUGUAUUCUCACGCUCUCUCCAGCCU